Molecule: messenger RNA, 1407 nt
Organism: Neoarius graeffei (lesser salmon catfish)
Lineage: Eukaryota; Metazoa; Chordata; Actinopteri; Siluriformes; Ariidae
Gene: prr18
Product: proline rich 18
Exons: 1
Coding region: 109-900 (263 amino acids)
Source: RefSeq, a predicted model, not a curated record
ACCCAGGACUGGGUACAGCAAAUGGCUGGGUCCAGUGAUUUGAUGAACUGAGUGUUUGUUUUAUUUUUGUACAAUUACGCACUGCUGGGCCUUAACGCAGCCGAUAAGAUGCCUUUUCCACCUAUAAACCUUCACUCUCGGAUAUCAUCACCAGGCAAAGAUCUGUUCGGGAAGAAGAAAAGCAGCACGAGUGUGGUUCCUCCUCAGUCUUUACUCGAUCCUAAAUCGCGCGAGGAGAAGGAAACCGAAAAGGACAAACUGUCCACGUCCUGGCCUAGUGCUAACCUCAGACAGCUGGGACGCAAACCUCAGCAGCAGCAGCACUACUCCAGCAGAUUUCCUACAGACUGUUCAGUUCCCAACCUGGAUGUCGAGGAUGUGAAGAGCUCAUGGCUCCACUCGAGCAAACCUCUGGGAGGUUCGUGUGAAAGCGUGCCGCGCUCCAGCUCCGGAGAAUCCGCGGCCCGGCGCGCCAAAGACGAGCUGGAACAGGAGGUGCACUUCUCCCUCAGCCUCACCCCCGAGGCCAUCCUCGUCAUCCAGAAACGCAACCUCGAAAAACAGAUGCUGGCUAAGCAGCAGAAGUGCUGUGGUUCGACGGACACCAGGCACCGCCGGGCUCUCGCGUCCACCAAGAGGGCGCAGCAGCAGGGCGCAUCGAACAAAACCACGGGCCCUGGGGCCAAGCUGGACAGCUCGACCGACAUCAGCGCCAUCCUGAAGAUCUCCCUGCUCAACGAGCAGCACAAGUAUGACGACGUCGAGUAUGAGGAAGAGGAUGGAGACGUGGACGAGACGGUGAUGCGGAAAUGUAAAGAGUGGCUCAAAGGCGUCGAGAGCGCAGCCGCAUUCAGCAAAGUGGACAAACUCUCUGCGCUCCCGCAUCUCAAGAGCUGCUGAUCACUGUGAAAAACCGCAACAAUAUAGAUCGCUUCUCCUUGUUCAUAUGGCACUGUGCGUUUGUUUUGUCUCCCGGUUUCUUUCACAUGGACAGCGAUGUCGCAUGCGGCCCUUUGGUCCCUUUUUUUUUUUUUUUUUCCUCCUCCAGUCGGCACUCAGGUUGCGUCUAAAUGUAGCUCUGUUCAAAUCCCACUCGGAUAAACCAAUGUCCAUCAGUGAAGCUUGGGCAUCAACGCUUACCAUAUGCAUAAUCAAAGCCACAGGUGUCGUGCUCUUUUCUUUUUUUUUUGUUCCCCCCCCCCUUUCCCUGACAUGGACAUGCCUGUGUGGUUUGGAACGCAUCCCAACACCGAGGCUUGCCAAUGGCGCGCACGACGCUUUCCUUCCUUUGUGCCAGAAAUCAAAGACAAUGUGACAAACUUUACCAUGCAGAAUUCACAGGUGUGUGUAAAUGGGUUUGACAAAACCAGCUUUGUACAGUAUUUAUUUAAAAACCAUUAGAGGUUG